Gamsiella multidivaricata is the source of this 2623-nucleotide messenger RNA. RefSeq lists its product as uncharacterized. The record is from RefSeq and is a predicted model, not a curated record. The coding region runs from base 274 to 2574 and encodes 766 amino acids. NCBI's taxonomy places the organism in Eukaryota, Fungi, Mortierellomycota, Mortierellomycetes, Mortierellales, Mortierellaceae. The transcript has 3 exons.
UCUUAUUCUCCCUUUCCUCUCUUCUUCUCUCUUUUUUUUCUUCUUUGGUUCUUUGUCGGUCCCAGUUUGGCCCUAGCCCUAGCACACUUUUGUGUCUUCUGCACAGAAUAUCCUCCCUGCUCCUUCUCCACAUAUCCCGCAACCUUCAUUUCUCCACACUCGACGUGUCCUGCCUCCUCGUACCCAUAUACCGCUUGUGAAAUACUCUCCACUACAUAUUCGCGUCGUUCUUCGCCCCCAACCCUCACUGUCGCCGAUACAACUACACCAGUUAUGAGUACCAAAAAGCAACAGAGAUCACAGUCGACGCGGAUAGGGCUACAGUUAAAGACAGGGACCGUGCUUCUCAUGCUACUGAUAGCGCUCUCUACUGCCGGACCCUCAGCUGCUGCACCGGCCACGACUACAGCUAAUCAUGGAAUUACUUCUACGACCGCAUCAGCAGUCAAACCGACCACAUCUGCAAGCACCACUCUCGUCUCAAGUCCCACUCCAGACUUCAUUCUUCCAACACCUGCAACACCACAGCCAACCUCGACGACAGGGGCAAAUGCUCUUGCAUGUCCUCCGCCAAUGGUCUUCAAUACCCUCAAUCUCACCUCGGGGUCGUGCAUUGGAUCUUGCUGUCUACCCUGCCCAGCCUCGUCCAUUUUUUACGAACCCAACAAACUGGAAAACAUCUACACACUUACAAGUAUCUUUCGCGCAAUCUCUGCGACGGCUGGGGCGUUCUUGUUGGCAUGUUACUUGAUCCUCCCGAGUCGACGCAAACAUCCUCAUUUGAUCGUGCUCUGUUUUACGGCGCUGGUGGUUCCCUGGGAGGGACUUGGCACAAUCUGGUUAUAUAAGAAGGAGAAACUGUUGUGUAAAAGCGUAUUUGAGAUUGCGACCAUGUCCAAUUCUUGGCUUUGCGGAUUACAAGGCAUCGGGCUUAUGUAUCUCGUGCUGGUGAUGCUGUGUCUCGCUAGUCUACUGAUUACGAACCUUCACUUCCUAACGGUCUACCGAUCCACGCUUAUUCACUCAUACAUGUCGCAAUUGAUUGUCUUUUCGUUCCUCCUGCCGCUCUCGCUCGUCCUCCCGGUCUCAAUUCGUCGACAGAUUGAAAAUCCUGGGUUUGGUUCUAUCUGCUUCGUGAGCGCCGAGGUCGCCAGUCCUUACUUUUUCUAUCCGCUUUCGGUCAUUCUCUGCAUCGCAACUUUAAUACAUCUAGGAACCAUCGCGUAUAUGAUCAGGACGAACAUCAAGGCCAAUUCUGGCUCUAUCGGCGACUCGACUUCUUGCAAUCCAAGCGAAUCCCUCAGCAACAGUAGCAAGGUCCUGUCCAAGAGACAACGUCGCCUGCAAACAGCACGCGACAUUUCCCUGCUCCUCAAACAGCAGUGGCGUCCCGGUCUGUUCGCACUGUUUCUCCUUAUCACUGACAUGAUCUACUGGCUAUUCUAUUUUGUGGAAGCCAAAAAGCUCGAAACUGUCAGUCCCACCACAUCCUGGUUUGUCGAAUGGACACAAUGUCUUGCCCAGCAAGCUGCAAUUUCAAUCAAAAUCGGAACGUUGUCCCUGACUACGGUACCUACCGUGGAGCAGCUCAAGAUGGCAGGCGAUGCGGCUCAGGCGGCCUGUGCAUCCAUUGCGAGGCCUUAUGUACCAUCGUUCUCAUGGGCGGCGCUAUCGGAUAUUAUGCCUGCGACUUUUGGGAUUACCGUGCUGGCCAUUUUUGGAACCAAGUUAGAGCUGUGGCAGGAUCUGAAGCUCAGAUUGUCUGGAGGUCGCGAUACCACGGUGUUCCUCAUGGGCGAUAUUACCAAGGAGACCAAGGAUCGUCACCAGCACCAGCAAAAGCAGCAACAAGAGCAACAAGGACAGUCGAAGAAAGUGCAGCAGACGGAUAUGAAGCAGGACGAUGGCUUUUAUUCGCAGGACUUGGAGAUGGAUCAGACUGAUUACAACAGCCACGAUAUCCUGACAUCGCUUCCUGAGGCUGCAGCUGCCCCUGCUGGCCACUACCGAAACAAUCUAACGAGAUCUGGAUCCCAAACCGCUGCGGCUACACCUUUGUCCCCUACUUCUCAUGUAUCAUUUACAGACACCAAGGUGGGAUAUGGAGGGCCGACACGGAAGGCAUCGACCAGGACUGAGGAUAACCGCGAGAAUAUUUACUACCGCAAUCCCGUGCAUGGAGGGUCUCCACACCAACAACGCGCCAAACUAGUAAGCGAAGGAUCGGAACCUUGGCCUUCAUGGCCGUCGACCACAGCUGUCGUAACCUCAAUUACUUAUCAUGGACGACCACCAUUGACCAUCGAGACACAUGAUCAGGGAAGCCAUGGUCAAAGCCGGAGUUCCGUGUAUGCGCCAACCUCUGCGACAUCGCAGGCAGUAUCCCCAAGCUCACGAGGGUUCUAUAACUCGGAUGAUCUGUCGCAAGCGUCGCCAUCGAUAUACCCAGAUCAGCGCAGUGGUCAUGAGCAGCAGCAGCAACAGCAGUUUUCUUGGUCACAGAAUCAGUCGCCAACGACACGCACACUCUCCCCACCACCUGUGCCUCAGAAGAGCGGUCGUCGACGCAUCUAAUGAGACGAGAAAAAAAAAAAAUACGGCUUUAUUAAAGAUUUUCUUACGC